AUGGGCCGAUUCUGCAUCACGGGGUCCUCAGAUGGCCUCGGCGCCCGCACCGCCAACAAACUAAUCUCGCAGGGGCACACUGUCAUCCUCCACGCCCGCAACGCUCAACGUGCCGAAGAUGCACGCAAGGCUUGUCCCGGCGCAGAAACAGUGCUGAUUGCCGAUUUAUCGUCCAUUGAAGAGACCAAGCAGCUUGCCAAAGAAGCAUCGGAAUUGGGGCCGUACGAGGCCGUCAUCCACAACGCAGGCGUCUACACGGGCAUGGAAAAGGUCCCUGGAAAGUCUGGGCUGCCGACACUGUUCACUGUCAACACACUUGCCCCUUACAUCCUCACUGCUCUCAUGGGACCCGGCGCGCAAAAGAGGCUGGUUUUUGUCAGCAGCGAGCUUCACGCCGGCGGUAGGCCCCGGCUGGGCGACUCCGAGGACAUCAAGAAGAGCGGGUACGGCGACAGCAAGCUUCACAAUGUCAUCUUGGCAAAGGCGUUUGCCAGGGUUUGGCAGACAAAAGCGUAUAGCGUUCACCCGGGCUGGGUUCCUACAAAGAUGGGGGGCGCGAACGCGACGGGUGAUAUGCAACUGGCGGUCGACACGUUUGUCUGGGUGGCCACUGGCGGUCAGACGGAUGGGAAAGGGGAGAAUGAGGACGAGAGGUGGACCCCAGGCGGGUAUUUCACCGCGUUGAGGGAGGAGGAACCGUCCAAGACUGCCAAUGACCAGUCGGUGCAAGACGGGCUGCUUGCGGCGCUGGAGACGAUCUCGGGGGUGAAAGUGAGCGUAUAG
This is a messenger RNA of Podospora pseudocomata, 783 nucleotides long. RefSeq lists its product as uncharacterized. The record is from RefSeq and is a predicted model, not a curated record. The transcript has a single exon. NCBI's taxonomy places the organism in Eukaryota, Fungi, Ascomycota, Sordariomycetes, Sordariales, Podosporaceae. The coding region runs from base 1 to 783 and encodes 260 amino acids.